CGCUUCACUUCCGCUUCCGCCGCCAUUUUCUCCGCCAGGCCGGGCCCGGAGCCGCCGCCGCCGCCGCCAUGGGCGGGCACCUGAGCCGGCGCUACCUGUGGGACGCCGAGGCCGAGCCCGACCCGCUGCACAUGCCGUCCUUCCCCGCCCAGCUGGGCAUGCCGGCCCGCCAGCCGCGCGUGAUGGUGGCCUCGGCGUCCCAGCUGGCCGAUGCCCGCGUGCCCCUGGAGCAGAGGGAUUUCUGCGGGCACCACCUGGUGCGGCUGCUGCGGUGCCAGCGGGACAACUUCCCUGUGCCCUGGGGGUGCCACGCGCUGCGGCACGCCUGGGACAGCUGCCAGCACCAGGACUAUGUGAUGCGCAUGAAGGAGUUUGAGCGCGAGCGGCGCCUGCGGCUGCGGCAGCAACGGCUGAGGAAGCGACACGGGGACAGCGGGGACAGCGGGGACAGCGAGUGACACCGGGGACAGCGAGUGACAAACAGGGACAGCGAGUGACACUGGGGACAGCGAGUGACAAACGGGGACAGCGGGGUACCACGGUGACACCAAGUGAUGCUGGCAACACCGAGUGACGUCUGGGACACCCAGUGACAUCCGAGUGACACAGAGUGACACCAAGUGACACCUGAGUGACACCCGAGGAACCAGAUGACACCUGAUGACACUGAGUGACACCAAGUGACACCUGGGACUCUGAGUGACACCCGAGUGACACUGGAAACAUCACCGAGUGACACCGAGUGACACCCCAGUGACGGGGACACGAGGCCACCCCCCAAUAAAGCUGUCAGGUGACACCGCAGUGACACUGAGUGACACCCGAGGAACCAAGUGGCACCCGAGGAACCAAGUGGCACCCAAUGACACCGAGUGACACCUGAGUGACAUCUGGGACUCCGAGCGACACCCGAGUGACGCUGGCAACACCUGAGUGUCACCCGAGGAACCGAGUGACACCCGAGUGACACCUGGUGACACCAAGUGACAUUGAGUGACACCGAGUGACACCCCAGUGACGGUGACACGAGGCCGCCCCCCAAUAAAGCUGUCACACACGG
Zonotrichia leucophrys gambelii is the source of this 1060-nucleotide messenger RNA. It is a transcript of the gene NDUFB7, whose product is annotated as NADH:ubiquinone oxidoreductase subunit B7. NCBI's taxonomy places the organism in Eukaryota, Metazoa, Chordata, Aves, Passeriformes, Passerellidae. The transcript is spliced from 3 exons. Gene Ontology annotation, cellular component: mitochondrion. The record is from RefSeq and is a predicted model, not a curated record. The coding region runs from base 69 to 458 and encodes 129 amino acids.